Molecule: messenger RNA, 1107 nt
Organism: Neomonachus schauinslandi (Hawaiian monk seal)
Lineage: Eukaryota; Metazoa; Chordata; Mammalia; Carnivora; Phocidae
Gene: MTARC1
Product: mitochondrial amidoxime reducing component 1
Exons: 6
Coding region: 1-768 (255 amino acids)
Biological process (GO): nitrate metabolic process
Cellular component (GO): mitochondrial inner membrane
Molecular function (GO): nitrate reductase activity; molybdopterin cofactor binding; molybdenum ion binding
Source: RefSeq, a predicted model, not a curated record
AUGCAUAUCUUGUGUUUUGAACAUGGCAGGUUUUGGCUGGUGAUCAAUGAGAAGGGGAACAUGGUUACAGCUCGACAGGAGCCUCGUCUGGUCCUGAUUUCCCUGACUUGUGAGGGUGAUGCCCUGACUCUCAGUGCAGCCUACACGAAGGACCUGCAGUUGCCCCUCAAGACACCGGCCACGAAUGCGGUGUGCAAGUGCAGAGUGCACGGCCUGGAGAUCGAGGGCAGGGACUGUGGGGAGGCGGCAGCCCAGUGGAUAACUAGCUUCCUGAAGACGCAGCCGUAUCGCCUGGUGCACUUUGAGCCUCACCUGCGACCGAGAAAUUCUCACCAAAUAUUGGAUGUGUUCCGGCCCACCGACCAGAUUGCGUACUCAGAUACCAGCCCAUACUUGAUCCUUUCUGAGGCAUCGUUGGCAGAUCUCAAUUCCAGGCUGGAGAAGAAAGUUAAAGUGACUAACUUCAGGCCCAAUAUUGUAAUUUCAGGGUGUGGUGUCUAUGCAGAGGAUUCGUGGGAUGAGCUGCUUAUUGGCGACGUGAUAAUGAAAAGAAUAAUGGCUUGUUCCAGGUGCAUUUUAACCACGGUGGACCCAGACACCGGCGUCAUGAGCAGGAAGGAGCCGCUGGAGACCCUGAAGAGUUAUCGUCUGUGUGACGCUUCUGAGCAGAAGCUGUAUGGAAAAUCACCUCUCUUCGGGCAGUAUUUUGUUCUGGAAAGCACAGGGACCAUCAAAGUGGGAGACCCUGUGUACCUGCUGGGCCAGUAGUAGGAGUCACGUCCUAGAAUGUCAGGUACCUUUGAAGAAAUGUCCUCAAAAAUGCCAACACUGGAAGCAAAGUUCUGGAACUGAUACCUCAGCAUUUCCUUUAGGUCUGUGACUUCCAAGCAUUUCGUCUUUUGGACUUCCUGGUGCCUCAGUGCCCCCUAGUGCGUUGGUACAGGGCAAAGAAAUACAGUCGUGGUAACUUAAGAGGACUUCAGUAAGCCACUUAAAUGACAAGAUACAAUUCUGAAACCCCCUGUGUAACUGUGACUGUGGGAUUCCUGCUCCUUCUUUUCCAUUUACCUAUCCAGAGGGCUAACCUCCAUAAUCUCAUUACCACCC